Candidozyma pseudohaemuli is the source of this 834-nucleotide messenger RNA. RefSeq names its product SDR family oxidoreductase. Lineage: Eukaryota; Fungi; Ascomycota; Pichiomycetes; Serinales; Metschnikowiaceae. Bases 1 to 834 code for a protein of 277 amino acids. The transcript has a single exon. Gene Ontology annotation, molecular function: oxidoreductase activity, acting on NAD(P)H, oxygen as acceptor. The record is from RefSeq and is a predicted model, not a curated record. Gene Ontology annotation, cellular component: intracellular anatomical structure.
AUGGUCACCUCAAUUAUAAACGAAGCCCUCGGCGAAUUGCCCACCCAGGCCCCUCAGGUUGCUGCUAGUGCUCUUGACUUGUUCUCUUUGAAAGGAAAGGUCGCCUCGGUCACCGGUUCCUCCGGAGGAAUUGGUUGGGCAGUGGCUGAGGCAUUCGCUCAGGCUGGUGCUGACGUUGCCCUCUGGUACAACUCCCACCCAAUUGAAGACAAGGCGAAGCACUUGGCCGAGACUUAUGGAGUGAAGGUUAAGGCUUACAAGUGCAACAUCUCGGACCACACCGAUGUGGAAAGGGUCGUCUACCAGAUCGAGAAGGACUUUGGCGGACUUGAUGUCUUUGUUGCCAACGCUGGCGUGGCAUGGUCCGAUGGUCCUUGCAUUGACACGGAGGGCGUUGAUGCGUGGAAGAAGAUGAUCGAUUUGGACUUGAACGCUGUGUACUACUGCGCCAGACCCGCCGGUCAGAUUUUCAAGAAGAAGGGCAAGGGAUCCUUCAUUAUCACCGCAUCAAUGUCUGGCCAUGUUGUCAAUGUUCCCCAGCUUCAGGCCCCUUACAACGCUGCCAAGGCUGCUACCAUAAUGCUUGCCAAGUCGCUUGCGAUUGAGUGGGCUCCAUUUGCGAGAGUCAAUUCUGUCUCUCCCGGCUACAUUGCUACUGACAUUACCGGAAGCAUGGACCCAGAGAUUUCUGCAACUUGGAACAAAAUCAUUCCAUUGGGCAGACAAGGCCAGCCUCGCGAGUUGGUGGGUGCCUACUUGUACCUUGCAUCCGAUGCCUCCACCUACACCUCGGGUACGGACAUUUUGGUGGACGGUGGAUACACCGCCCCAUAG